This is a messenger RNA of Penicillium expansum, 1461 nucleotides long. RefSeq names its product FAD-binding oxidoreductase. The transcript is spliced from 5 exons. The record is from RefSeq and is a predicted model, not a curated record. Bases 1 to 1461 code for a protein of 486 amino acids. Lineage: Eukaryota; Fungi; Ascomycota; Eurotiomycetes; Eurotiales; Aspergillaceae. Gene Ontology annotation, molecular function: FAD binding.
AUGCGUGUAAUAUCACCCAUGUUCUCGCUAGCCGGCAUAGUCGCAGCAUCGAUGGCCACUGCAGCGCCCAAUGUCUCGGCAGGCUGCAGGGCACUGCAGACGCUCCUUGAGAAUUCGCUGUUUUUCGUCAGCAGCAGCGUUUACAAGUACGAGGCGGCAAACUUUUGGUCGAACACGGAGCUGAUGGCUCCUGGCUGUGUUUUCCGACCGCAGUCCAGUGCACAGCUCGCGGAGGGCAUUGUGGCGCUGGGCAAUGCCAAUGCUCAGUUCGCUGUUCGGGGCGGUGGACACAUGGGUAUUCGGGGCUCGAACAAUAUCAAUGGUGGUGUCUUGAUUGUCAUGUCGAACCUGACCACUUUGGAAUUGUCCAAGGAUCAAUGGAGCGAUGUCUACGAAUAUCUGCAGAAGUUCGAACUGACCGCUGCCGGUGGUCGUCUCGGCCCUGUCGGUGUGCCGGGAUUGCUCCUCGCUGGAGGUGUCAACUUCUACGGUAACCAGGUUGGCUUCAGUUGUGAUACCAUUGUCAACUACGAAAUUAUCCUUGCCGAUGGCUCGAUCGUGGAAGCCAACAAGGCGAGCUAUCCAGAUCUGUUCUGGGCCCUAAAGGGUGGAAGCAGUAACUUCGGCAUCGUCACCCGAUUCGACCUGGAGACUAUCAAGUCACCCAAGGUCUGGGCUGGUUCUCACACUGUAUCUGCUGAGUACAUCGAUCAGUUCCUGGCAGCUGCGGCGACCUACGCAUCUGACAUCCACGACCCCAAGACGCACAUUGUACCGGCUCUUGUGUUCGGAGAGCCUAAUCUCGCCUCGGUAAUUUUGUUCUACGAUAGUGACACCAUCAGCUACCCUGAUAUAUUUAAACCGUUCACCGAUAUCCCAGCUAUCAGCAGCAUCCUUGGCUUCAAGACGGUCGCCGAGUUUGCCGCUGAAACAGCCGCAGUGGUGGUUGAUGGCAUCAAUGACGUAUUCGUCGCCGGAACCGUUAAGGGCACAAGCUACAAGGAGCUCCUCAGCGGCAUCAGCAUCAUCAAUCAAACCUUCUUCAACGAGCUCCCUAAGCUGUACGCGCAGAUCCCUACCGCCAACAUCUCCACUAUCCAACUGGACUGGCAACCUAUCGGUGCGGACUGGAUGAAGGCCUCCGAGGCUCAUGGCGGAAACGCUCUCGGCUUGGACUCCUCGCAAAUUUAUCUCUGUUACGCGGAGGUGGUUGAGUGGAUUGGCUCGGCUUAUGAUGAUGUUGUCGCUUCCUGGGUCGAAGAGACGACGUACAAGAUUAACAAUGCUACCCAGAAGGCCGGUCUCUACGAGGCUUUCAACUACAUUGGUGAUGCUGCUGGAUUCCAGUCUAUCUUCCCUGGCUAUGGUGCUGAGAACCAUCAAAAACUCCGCGAUAUUGCGAAGAAGUAUGAUCCCCAGGGUGUCUUUCAGACCCUUAUGCCCGGUGGAUUCAAGGUUUAG